Molecule: messenger RNA, 1640 nt
Organism: Manihot esculenta (cassava)
Lineage: Eukaryota; Viridiplantae; Streptophyta; Magnoliopsida; Malpighiales; Euphorbiaceae
Product: replication protein A 32 kDa subunit B
Exons: 10
Coding region: 397-1230 (277 amino acids)
Biological process (GO): DNA replication; nucleotide-excision repair; double-strand break repair via homologous recombination
Cellular component (GO): DNA replication factor A complex; site of double-strand break; nucleus
Molecular function (GO): DNA binding
Source: RefSeq, a predicted model, not a curated record
UCAAAACGAAGGCACCAUGGAUGACGAAUAAACACUAUCAAGUCUGGAUCACAUGAACUUGACCGUUCCCUUGCCCUAUCCCCUCUUUCUUGAUAACUUUAUGAUUUUUGCUUUUUUAUAAAAAUGGUACAUUUUUUGAAUUGUUUUUUACCAUUAGAAAAAAAAAAAAAAAAAGAUUGGGGUGAUAUUCUUGUGGUGUUAUAAAUUGUGGAACGAAUUCAAUUGAUUUAUUUAAUUUUGGUGAAAAGAAAAGGAAAAUCCGCGUGGUCGCGAUUCCCAAAUAUAUUUGGCGGGAAGGCUGGACCUUCCAAGCGAUUAGGCUUAUUUGUCACGCUUCAGCCAAUUUUACUUAGCAAUUGGGUGCUAGAGUGGGAGGGAAGGAGAAACGAAGCGAAGAUGUACCGAAGCAGUGAAUUCGAUGGCAGCGCAGCCGCCUUCAUGGGUGGCGGUUUCAUGCCCUCUCAGACUACCCAGCCGCCAGAUUCCUCCUUCUUGCCUUCAUCCAAAAAUCGCGAGGCUAGAUGUUUAUUAGCACUGACCGUGAAGCAGAUAUGUGAGCUAUCAAGCAAUGAUGAAUCCAAUUUCGUCAUUGAUGGCGUUGAAGUGACCAAUGUUACAAUUGUGGGGAGGGUAUGCCAAAAGGAAGACAAAACUAGCGAGUAUACCUUCCUUGUCGAUGAUGGGACUGGGCAGAUUGAAUGUACCAGAUGGGUUCAAGAACGCAUAGACACAGAUGAAGCGGAGGGAAUCUUAAUUGGAAAGUAUGUUCGUGUUCAUGGACACUUGAGAGGCCUACAGGGUAGAAGGUUCAUAAAUGUCUUCUCCAUUAGGCCUAUUACUGACUUCAAUGAGAUCACUAGCCACUUCAUCGAGUGUAUUUACGUCCAUUUCUACCAUAAAAGAAUACGGCGACAGGGUACCACUACUCAACCACAGCUGGUAAAUUCAACCAUGAACACCCCUUUGAAAGGAUACCAAACUGCCCCACCAAAUCAAUCUUCUGCUUAUUCUGCCGCUGAUGGACUAAACAAUAUUGGUCAAAUGAUACUGAAUUUUUUGCAGCAGCCCAUAUACCUUGCAAACGAGGAUGGAGUGCAUCGCAACGUUGUUGGCCAGCAGCUAAAUAUUCCAAUGGAUAAGCUCAUGGACGAAUUACAAUCUCUGGUUGAAAAUGGCUUUGUUUACUCAACAAUUGACGAUGAUCACUUCAAGUCAACUGUUAAUGCUUGAACUCUACGAUCUACCAGAGUAAAAUAACUCAUUAGGUGAAAUCGUUAGAUAGGACAAGAGCCAUGUUCUUCCAUUGGAAACGAUGUUAUCGACAUUAUUAUAUCAGUCUGUGGUAGGAGCAUAUUCUACUUCUAAGCAAACAAUCUCUCGACCAAUUUGUAGAUAGAUUAAAAGAUUCAGGUUACAUUGUCGUGCUUUAUGUUUACUCUUCUUAUCCUGUAUUAUUGUUAAUUUAUUUCAUCUAUUUUCGUAACCUAUAAUAACCUUGAAUGGGGUGAUAAACAGUGCCAAUUGACAAUGUAUAAUGGAGAAAAGAUGCGACAUUGUUUACUGAUUUCUUCACAGCUAUGCUAUAUGAAGUCUAUUUUUGUGAUAACAGAAGGGCAGCGUUGCAUUUACAUUUGCACUCC